Molecule: messenger RNA, 1346 nt
Organism: Exophiala viscosa
Lineage: Eukaryota; Fungi; Ascomycota; Eurotiomycetes; Chaetothyriales; Herpotrichiellaceae
Product: DNA repair protein rhp51
Exons: 4
Coding region: 148-1197 (349 amino acids)
Biological process (GO): DNA recombinase assembly; DNA strand invasion; reciprocal meiotic recombination
Cellular component (GO): condensed nuclear chromosome
Molecular function (GO): ATP-dependent DNA damage sensor activity; DNA strand exchange activity; double-stranded DNA binding
Source: RefSeq, a predicted model, not a curated record
UCUUGCACGUGUCUUGCUCGCCACCUCAGAUACUUCGUAAACACCGUCUUCAGGUUCUUCUGUACUUGCAAUCAGAACAGACCGUGGCAGCUUCAAGAUCCGCAUCAUUUUAUACUCCCUAGUCUGCGAUAUCUUGACUCAGCCAGAAUGACACAAACGGAGAAUGUCGAUGCUCCUCAGGAUGAUUACGAGGAUAUGCCUGGUGGACCAGGUGCCCCAAUUCCAGUGUCACAAUUAGUGGGCCUUGCUGGCUUGACCGAUCGAGAUAUCAAAUUGGUGGUGGAAGGCGGCUUUCACACUGUUGAAUCGAUAGCAUAUACACCACGUCGCGCUCUGGAACAGAUCAAGGGUAUCUCAGAAGCAAAAGCAAGCAAGUUGUUGAAUGAGGCGAUGAAACUUGUCCCAAUGGGCUUUACCACUGCAACAGAAAUGCACGCUCGAAGAAGUGAGCUCAUCUCCAUUACGACGGGCUCGAAGAACCUCGAUCGAUUACUAGGCGGCGGCGUCGAGACUGGUUCUAUCACAGAGAUCUUUGGGGAAUUCAGAACGGGAAAGAGUCAGAUUUGUCACACCCUGGCAGUUACAUGCCAGUUGCCCUUUGACAUGGGCGGAGGAGAAGGAAAAUGUCUGUACAUUGACACCGAAGGUACCUUCCGACCGGUCCGUCUGUUGUCAGUAGCGAAUCGGUACGGUCUCGAAGGAGAAGAAGUCCUCGACAAUGUGGCAUAUGCUCGAGCAUACAACUCGGAACAUCAACUGCAAUUACUCCAGCAAGCGUCACAGAUGAUGUGCGAGACUCGAUUUUCGUUGCUGAUUGUCGACUCCGCCACGUCGCUGUACCGAACAGACUAUAAUGGCAGAGGAGAAUUGUCGUCGAGGCAGUCACAUAUGGCCAAAUUUCUGCGGAUGCUCCAGAGAUUGGCGGACGAGUUUGGAAUUGCUGUGGUCAUUACCAAUCAAGUCGUCGCGCAGGUUGAUGGCGGUCCCAGUGCCAUGUACAACCCGGACCCCAAGAAGCCUAUUGGUGGCAACAUUAUUGCUCAUGCAAGUACGACACGGUUGAGCUUGAAGAAGGGUCGGGGUGAGACGCGAAUUUGCAAGAUUUAUGACAGUCCUUGCUUGCCGGAGAGUGAUACUCUGUUUGCGAUCUAUGAGCAUGGUAUUGGUGAUCCUCAACCCAAGGAUGACAAGGAAUGAGUUGUUCUCAGCCCGAAGACGACAAGAAUUGAGUUGGAGGCAUGUGUAUCAAUGACGACAAAGAACGAUUUUUGAAGCAUGUAUAUCAGAGAUGGUGACUCGAACAGCAGUGGUUAUGGGAUGCACAGCGUUUGGCGUCUAAGGAGCAC